UCCCUCCGCGCUUUCCGUAUGUUUUCGAGACGAUUGUCAUGUGAGUCCAGGGACUGCCAAAACGUUUGGAGAAAAUUGACUUUAUCAAAUGAAUAUAUUUUAUUUUCGUUUACAAUAAAUAGCCAGAAUGCUCUCUCGUUUAUUAAAAGAACACCAAGCGAAACAAAACGAAAGGAAAGAGUUACAAGAAAGACGGAGACGAGAGGCCAUAGCAGCUGCGACAUGUUUAACAGAAGCCCUGGUGGAUCAUCUCAAUGUAGGGGUGGCGCAGGCGUACGUCAACCAGCGCAAGCUGGACCAUGAGGUGAAGACGCUGCAGGUUCAGGCCAGUCAGUUUGCCAAGCAGACGGCACAGUGGAUCAACAUGGUUGAGAACUUCAACCAGGCUUUAAAGGAAAUCGGAGAUGUGGAGAACUGGGCGAGAAGUAUCGAGAUGGACAUGCGGACGAUCACCACAGCUCUGGAGUACGUGCACAAAGCCCCGGUUCAGCCCACGUCCUCAUGAGUGGACGGACUCUGAUGCUCCAAAAUGGACAGAAACAGAGGAUUUUCCUCCAGAUGAUGGUGAAACUUGGACACUUGAGACAUUUGUGUCUCAUUUAUUCCAGUAAAGAAUUGUACAGCUGUUUA
Messenger RNA from Cyprinus carpio (common carp), 630 nucleotides. Its product is annotated as biogenesis of lysosome-related organelles complex 1 subunit 1-like. The record is from RefSeq and is a predicted model, not a curated record. Gene Ontology annotation, biological process: endosomal transport. NCBI's taxonomy places the organism in Eukaryota, Metazoa, Chordata, Actinopteri, Cypriniformes, Cyprinidae. Gene Ontology annotation, cellular component: BLOC-1 complex.